Didymodactylos carnosus is the source of this 1080-nucleotide messenger RNA. NCBI's taxonomy places the organism in Eukaryota, Metazoa, Rotifera, Eurotatoria, Philodinida, Philodinidae. The record is from the annotation of a GenBank genome assembly.
AUGAAUUAUCCAGAUUUAAAAUUUUUUCAAUUUGCACCAACAUAUCGCGAAGAAGCACGGGCAUUAUUAGCACUCAUGGAUCGAUAUGACUGGAGUACAUUUUCAUUAAUUAUUGAUCCAAACUUACCUGGUGAAGAGGAACUAAUUUCCGAAAUUGAACAAAUUUCUAAUAAUCAACAAAAUUGGUACGUCGUUCUUUUUCAAAUCGUAGGUAUACGUUAUACACCAUUACAUAUGCACACAACAUAUUAUUUUAAUAAAAAUUUUAGUAGAAUAGCAUCAUGUAAUCGUGUGCUAAGAAAAGGGCAAAAAGGAUUUUCAGUUUUAUCUGUAAUUUCAAUAGUAAAUACAAAUCAAACUCAUAUAAAAAGACAAUUAACAGCAAAACUAAAUCCUGAAACUCGUGUCAUUGUUAUUCACACUACAUCAACUGUUGCAGCACUAAUAUUGAAAGUUGCAAAAGAGCUAUCAUUAACUGGUGAAGAAUACAUGUGGAUAAUGACAUCGAUCGUACUUUCUACGUAUACAAGUGAAGAUAAUCAUAAAUUAUCGCCGUACGAAAGUCCUAAUACGAGAAGAAUGGAAUUUAUACCGGGGAUGCUAGCUUUAUAUAAUGGAAUGACUCGAGAUGCCGUGUUAGCACGCUUCGAUCGACAUGUAGCUCCAUUGAUUGUCAAUGUAUUUUCUAAACUUACAAAUCAUCCGAUUAUCCAACAAUGGAAGAAUAAUGAAUCAGCGCGUUACGAAUCAGAUUCAUUGUUGAUUGAUGAAUUUAAACGUUCAUCAAGUAUAUUUCAGAAAGAUGGUUUAUCUCUAGCUGGAAAUUAUUCAUUGUACAAUUUUCAAAUGCCAAAAAAAGAAUGGAAAAGGGUUGGAGAAUAUAUAAAUGGCUCAUUAUCAAUGGCCGACCUUCAGUGGCCGGGUAAUCGUUCAAAACCGCCGCCGGGUAAACCGAUAAUUUAUUAUUUGAAAGCGGUCACUUUAGAAGAGCCGCCGUUUGUUAUGAUGAAAGAUCCAUCUAUAGAUGGAAAAUGCAUGCCUGGAUCUGUUAUUUGUCGAGUAGGACCAGAAAGCGUGUAA